Molecule: messenger RNA, 2013 nt
Organism: Lagopus leucura (white-tailed ptarmigan)
Lineage: Eukaryota; Metazoa; Chordata; Aves; Galliformes; Phasianidae
Gene: ADAM11
Product: ADAM metallopeptidase domain 11
Exons: 22
Biological process (GO): proteolysis
Molecular function (GO): metalloendopeptidase activity
Source: RefSeq, a predicted model, not a curated record
GGCACAGGCGAGCACUGCUACUACCAGGGCCGGGUUCGGGGGUGGCCCCGCUCCUUCGCAGCACUCUCCAGCUGCCGGGGGCUGCACGGGGUCUUCUCAGAUGGACGGGAUAUAUUUCUGAUUGAGCCCCAAGCAGGCACCGAGCACGUGGAGGGUGUUCAGCCACAUCUCAUCCAGCGCACCCCAAGCUGUGCCUUGCCAGGCUGCAUGCUGGGUGCCGUGGGGCAAUCUGGCUCAGGCAGCUCGGCCAGGCUGCGGCGGCAGCGGAGGCAGGUGCGUCGGGCGCAGCACACAGUGCACAGUGAGACCAAGUACAUCGAGCUGGCCGUGGUGAACGACCAUCAGCUGUUCCUACAGCUCCGCAGAUCCGUGGUGCUCACCAGCAACUUCGCCAAGUCUGUGGUCAACCUGGCUGACAUGAUCUACAAGGAGCAGCUCAACACCCGCAUCGUGCUGGUGGCCAUGGAGACGUGGGCUGCAGGGGACCGCAUCCGCAUGGAGGAGGACUCGAUGGGGACACUCAACGAGUUCAUGCGGCACCGGCGCGAGGAGCACAGCGACGCCAUCCACCUCUUCUCGGGACGCACCUUCCAGAGCAGCCGCAGCGGUACCGCCUUCGUUGGGGGUAUCUGCUCAGCUGGGCGCGCUGGUGGGGUCAACGAGUAUGGCAACAUGGCGGCCAUGGCGGUGACACUGGCGCAGACGUUGGGGCAGAAUGUGGGCAUGAUGUGGAACAAGCACCGCGCAUCAGCAGGGGACUGCCGCUGCCCUGAUGCUUGGCUGGGCUGCAUCAUGGAGGACACGGGGUACUACCUCCCACGGAAGUUCUCCCGCUGCAGCAUUGAUGAGUACAACCAAUUCCUGCAGGACGGCGGUGGCAGCUGCCUCUUCAACAAACCCCUCAAGCUCCUGGACCCACCAGAGUGCGGCAAUGGGUUUGUGGAGGCAGGAGAGGAAUGCGACUGUGGAUCGCAGACGGAGUGUGCCAGGAGCGGAGGGAACUGCUGCAAGAAGUGCACGCUGACACACGACGCCAUGUGCAGCGACGGGCUGUGCUGUAAGGGAUGCAAGUAUGAACCACGUGGUGUGUCCUGCCGGGAGGCGGUGAAUGAGUGUGACAUCCCUGAGACCUGCACUGGGGACUCCAGCCAAUGUCCCCCCAACCUCCACAAACUGGACGGGUACUUCUGUGAUAAUGAGCAGGGCCGCUGCUACGGCGGGCGCUGUAAAACCCGGGACCGGCAGUGCAACGCGUUGUGGGGCCGCGGCUCUGCGGAGCGCUUCUGCUAUGAGAAGCUCAACGUGGAGGGCACCGAGAGGGGCAACUGCGGGCGCGAGGGCGCGGGGUGGACGCAGUGCAACAAGCAGGAUGUGCUGUGCGGGUUCCUGCUGUGCGCCAACAUCUCGGGGACGCCGCGGCUGGGCGAGCUGAGCGGGGAGGUGGCCACCACCACUUUCUUCCAUCAGAACCGCUACGUGGACUGCAGGGGUGGCCACGUGCAGCUGGCGGAUGGCUCAGAGCUGAGCUAUGUGGAGGACGGCACGCCGUGCGGCCCUGCCAUGCUGUGCCUCGACCACAAAUGCCUUCCGGUCACCGCCUUCAAUUUCAGCUCCUGCCCCGGCAGCGGGGAUGGGAAGAUCUGCUUUGAGCAUGGGGUGUGCAGCAAUGAGGGGAAGUGCAUCUGUCAGCCCGAGUGGACGGGGAAGGACUGCAGCGUCUACGACCCCAUUCCUGAACCCAAACCCACGGGGGAGACGGAGCGCUACAAGGGUCCCAGUGGCACCAACAUCAUCAUUGGGUCCAUAGCGGGAGCCGUGCUGGUGGCUGCCAUCGUCCUUGGUGGCACGGGAUGGGGAUUCAAGAACAUCCGCCGCGGAAGGUACGACCCGGCGCAGCAGGGAGUGUAACCCCCCACCCCGUCGUCUCCUCGUCACCAUCACCGUCCGGCGGCAGCGGUGACCCCCCCGGGCCGGAACCGCCGCCCGUCUGUCCGUGUCACUGUCUGUCCGGCU